This is a messenger RNA of Bradysia coprophila, 1130 nucleotides long. Its product is annotated as retinol dehydrogenase 13-like. NCBI's taxonomy places the organism in Eukaryota, Metazoa, Arthropoda, Insecta, Diptera, Sciaridae. The record is from RefSeq and is a predicted model, not a curated record.
CUCCAUGUGUUUUUUUGAGUCAUGAAGUGUCAGGAGCACAGUCUCGAGCACAGUAUUUACUAUUCAAAAAACUUGUUGUGUUUUCGGUUUAAUAAAUAAAAUUUGAAAACUUGAAGAGAUGCUUUCAUUUUUCAAAAACAAGUCUGUCAUUAUUGGAAGUUGUGUUGGAACAGCAGUUGGUGGGCUCUUCAUUUUAAAAGAUGCAAUGCAAGGGGAACGAUUCAAAAAGAAGACUCGAGCUGAGAAUAAAGUCGUAUUAAUUACCGGUUGCAAUACGGGCAUCGGCAAAGAAACGGCACUAGAAUUAGCGAAAAGAGGAGCACACAUUUACAUGGCAUGUAGAGACAUGAAGAAAUGCGAGGAGGCCCGCAAAGAAAUCGUUCUUGAUACUAAUAAUGGAAACGUUUACUGUAGAGAGUGUGACCUAGCAUCAUUUAAAUCAAUCCGAAAUUUUGUGUCGCAAUUUCAAAAGGAUAGUGAACGACUGGAUGUUUUAAUAAACAAUGCCGGUGUCAUGAGAUGUCCUAAGUGGACGACGAAAGAUGGAAUUGAAAUGCAGCUAGGAGUGAAUCAUAUGGGGCAUUUCCUGUUGACCCUAUUACUGCUGGAUACAUUGAAGAAAUCCAGCCCCAGUCGCAUUGUAGUUGUAUCUAGCAUCGCUCACGAGCGUGGAAAAAUUAACCUCGACGAUCUGAAUAGUGACCAAAGUUAUGAUGAAGGAGCAGCAUACAAUCAAAGUAAAUUGGCUAACGUUCUAUUUGCCAAUGAAUUGGCGAAAAAAUUGGCUGGAACUGGUGUUACAGUGAAUUCUGUGCACCCAGGAAUCGUUGAUACCGAUAUCAUCAGACAUAUGUCCUUUUAUAGCAGCUGGAUUGCAAACAUCUUCAUACGACCAUUUGUGUGGCCGUUCGUGAAAAAUCCAAAGUCAGGAGCGCAAACCGUUAUAGCGUUGGCAUUGGACCCGGAAUUGGAGAAAACGAGCGGAACAUAUUUUUGCGAUUUAAAGCCAUCCAAGAUCAGUGAAGCAGCAGCCGACGCAAAAACAGCCGAAUGGCUAUGGAGAGUCAGUGAGAAGUGGACAGGAGUGUCAUUUUGAUUAAUUAGUGUAAACAAAGAUUAGGAAUUUUAUA